GCUCGGUGCGCAUGACAAACAACUCCGGGUUCCACACAUGCUCAAUUUUAUAAGCUGAUAUAUCAUUUUAAAAUUUUAAUUCCAUUCAUAGCUAGGUUUUUUUUAAUUAAAAUCCACAUUUAUUUCCCACCAUGUACCUUCCAGAAUAUUCCGUUGGUCGUUGAGGAAUAAAAGGUUAAGCGCACGUGCAUCCAAAUAUGAGAUUUAGGAGGCAUGGAGCCGGCGAGCGUGGAGAACCUGUGUGUGUUGUACCACAGUGCUGAUUACCUGGUGCUCAAUAAACACUGGGACAUUCGUAUCGACAGCAAGCUGUGGAGUGAAACGCACACAGUGCAGAAACAACUGAACCGUCGUUUCCCUCAGCUCGCCGACCCUCAAACACACUACGGCUUCAGGUUCUGUCAUCAGUUGGACUUUUCCACCAGCGGUGCACUGUGUGUGGCGCUGAAUAAAGCAGCAGCUGGACGAGCGUAUCGCUGUUUCAAAGACAGGACAGUCACCAAGACUUAUCUUGCUCUGGUUCGAGGCACUGUAGCUGAUAGCAGAAUGACGCUGGACGCUGCUAUCGGUGAAAACACCACCGAGGGAAAAACGCACAUGAUGUGUGUGGAAGGAACAGAAGGAUGUGAGAAUCCCAAGCCCAGCCGGACAUUAUUAACCGUGUUAGAAUACGGAUCAUAUGACGGAGAGCCUGUUACUAAAGUUCUUCUGCAGCCUCUUACAGGACGCACCCAUCAGCUCCGAGUGCACUGCAGCUCCAUCAGUCACCCUAUCGUAGGCGACUUCACUUACAGCCUCGGAACAGACGACGCUCCGUAUCGCAUGAUGCUCCACGCCUACUUCCUCCGAAUCCCUCUGGGGCCCGAGGUCAUCGAGGUCACGACUUCCGAUCCCUUCGUUUCCGAACUCGACCCCAAAUGGACGCCAGAAACGAGUGUUCAAGAUCUCCAGAGCUUAAUGACUGAAAUAAUAACGAGAACGAAAGCAGAAGAGCGACAAAGGGAGGAGGAGAAGUUAGCGAGCGAAGAAGAGAAAAAGAGAAGGUGGAAGAAGAGCGCAGAGGAGAGCGAGGAGGAACGAGCGCAGUGUCAGCAGUGGCUCUCUGAAUGGACUCUCAGUGACGAAUGACUGUUUUUUAUUGUAGGCUGUGAAAUGAAUUUUUAUAAUAAAUGAAUUGUUUACUCUA
Neoarius graeffei (lesser salmon catfish) is the source of this 1186-nucleotide messenger RNA. It is a transcript of the gene rpusd1, whose product is annotated as RNA pseudouridine synthase domain containing 1. The record is from RefSeq and is a predicted model, not a curated record. Gene Ontology annotation, molecular function: RNA binding; pseudouridine synthase activity. The transcript has 6 exons. Bases 214 to 1128 code for a protein of 304 amino acids. NCBI's taxonomy places the organism in Eukaryota, Metazoa, Chordata, Actinopteri, Siluriformes, Ariidae. Gene Ontology annotation, biological process: pseudouridine synthesis.